ACUCCACCGACAAAAUCUACAAGUCUAGAUACUGCUUUGUAUCAGCUGAUCAGUGAAAAAGACGUAAGGAACCGAAGAGGUCAUCAAGGUCGCCUAGAGACCUGGGAGGGUUACUCUCUGACGAGCGUCAAACAAGAUGACGGACAAGAUGGCAAAGUACCGGACGGAGAUCCAGCAGAUGAUGUAUGUGUCUGGAGAGACAGCCGAAGCAUCACCCGAAACUACAGGCAUGAUUGAAGAAAUUGUGCGCCAGCAGGUCAUUGAAAUGCUUCGACAAUGUACUGAGCAAGCAUCGCGGCGAGGCAGUAGGUCAAUAUCUACCGACGACCUCAUUUUCCUCAUCCGGCACGAUCAAGCUAAGGUAUCCCGACUUCGAACCUUUCUUUCCUGGAAGGACGUUCGUAAGAACGUGAAAGAUUCUGAUGACAAGGGUGGCGAUGCUGACAUUGGGCCUACUGAUGACCCUGCUGGUGCGGUCCCUGGAGGCCCAGUUGUCGAUACCGCAAAAAAGAACAAGAAAGCGAAAGUAGGACUUCCUUGGGAAGUUCCGUCUUUCUACAACCAAGAGGUACCCGAGAGAGAAGAAGAGGAAGAUGAGGACGAAGAAGAGAUGAACUACGCUACCCUUCAACGCCUUAAGAAGGCCGAUGAACGCACCAAGAUCAUGACGAAGGAGGAAUACGUGACCUGGUCCGAAUAUCGACAAGCUUCUUUCACUUUUCGCAAAGGCAAAAGAUUCAAGGAGUGGGCUGGCUUCGGAGUUGUCACUGAUUCGAAACCCAACGAUGAUAUCGUGGAUAUUCUUGGAUUCCUGACGUUCGAAAUCGUCCAGACUCUGACCGAAGAGGCACUGAAAAUCAAAGAGGGAGAAGACUUGGUUAAGGAUAAGUCCGGCGGUGAACAAGCAGGCAAGAAACGAAAAAUCCAGGGCUUGUUCGAUCCGCCAUCCGAAGGACGCACACCUGUCGAGCCUCGUCACAUCCAAGAGGCAUUUCGGAGGCUGCAGCAGCGCCCAAAUAAACAGCGGGCAAUGUGCAACUUCACUCGAGGCUUAAACCGGACCCCUUUGAAACUUUUCUGAUUACGUUGUGGCCUGCUUUUUGGCCCUGGGGUGGGCGUUCUAUGCGGAAUAAGAUUCUGUGAUUUGCACGCAUCAGGAUAAGGCGUUUAGUCAUCAUGAUACCAGGAUUUUGCGGACAUAGCUCGGCUAUACCAUUUGUGUUACCCAGAUAACUGUUUACGAUGCAUGCAUUCAAUGCUGGUUUUGAGAUCUGAUCCUGGUCUGCAUUUACAUUUGCAUCACCUAUAUCCCUAUAUCCCGAUACCCCUGCUCACAGCUCUUGUACGAAGAAGCCUUCCUGAUUGGCCGCUUUUGAGUGAAUCAGAUGGAAAUUUUCCUGUCUCCCCCAAACCCAGUCCCACUGAUC
Mollisia scopiformis is the source of this 1427-nucleotide messenger RNA. RefSeq names its product TFIID-18kDa-domain-containing protein. Gene Ontology annotation, molecular function: transcription coregulator activity; protein heterodimerization activity. Gene Ontology annotation, cellular component: SAGA complex. Gene Ontology annotation, biological process: transcription by RNA polymerase II. Bases 137 to 1081 code for a protein of 314 amino acids. The transcript has 4 exons. Lineage: Eukaryota; Fungi; Ascomycota; Leotiomycetes; Helotiales; Mollisiaceae. The record is from RefSeq and is a predicted model, not a curated record.